Molecule: messenger RNA, 3500 nt
Organism: Phycodurus eques (leafy seadragon)
Lineage: Eukaryota; Metazoa; Chordata; Actinopteri; Syngnathiformes; Syngnathidae
Product: C-C chemokine receptor type 3-like
Exons: 3
Coding region: 62-1093 (343 amino acids)
Biological process (GO): G protein-coupled receptor signaling pathway; immune response; chemotaxis
Cellular component (GO): membrane
Molecular function (GO): chemokine receptor activity
Source: RefSeq, a predicted model, not a curated record
GCUGCUCCGCUUGAGCCCUCGGAGUCAGAAAACAAGGACGAGGCCAGACGUCAAGGUGAAGAUGGAAACGACAACAUAUGAUUAUGACUACGAUAACUACAGUGAUGAUCCGGCCACACUUGUUGCACCGUGUAAUCGGGAUGUCGACAACUAUGUGGGAGCUCAGCUGUCCGUCCUUUACUACUUCAUGUUUCUCGUCAGCCUCUUUGGCAAUGGACUUGUCUUGACCAUCAUCUAUCGGUUCGAGAAGAUGACCACUGUUACCAACAUCUUGCUGUUAAAUCUGGUGAUGUCCUCGCUGAUCUUCAUGAGCAGCCUUCCAUUUCUGGGAGUCUACAUGCAGCUCUCCAACUGGAUAUUUGGCAAAGUUAUGUGCAAGAUAGUAGGCACUGUCUACUAUCUUGGUUUCUACAGUUCUGUCCUCUUUCUUACUCUUUUGACCUUUGACCGCCACCUUGCUGUUGUUUACUCCUUGAGUACAUCUCGAAUUAGGAACCGAAGCUAUGCAUUUGUCUCCUGCUUUGUGGUUUGGUUGAUCAGUAGUUUGGCAUGUAUUAAGCCCAUAAUUCUCCACACUACUUUCAGUAAUUACAUUAACAACAACACAUACUGUCAAGAAUACCCUGGAGACUAUCCUUCCAUAGAUGUGUCUCAGUUAAGAAUAUCUGGGUUUUACUUACAGCUUUUACUUUUCUUUCUUUUCCCCCUGACAAUUAUUGUGUACUCCUACAUUAGAAUUGCCAUCACUGUCAUAUCAUCCAAACUGGUGACAAGGUUCAAGACAGUGAAGCUGGUAUUCAUCAUCGUGCUGCUGUUUUUUAUUUGCUGGACCCCAUUCAACAUUGUACUCCUGAUACAUAAUGGAUCUGCAAAUUGUGAGCAAGCACAGAGACAGAGCUAUGCCCUUCACAUAACACGUAACUUUGCUUACAUCUACUUUUGCAUCAGUCCCAUCUUUUAUACAUUUGUUGGGAAAAAAUUCCAAACUUACUUUCGACAGUUGAUAAUGAAACACUUCCCACAGUUAAAGAAGUAUUUCAGAAGCUCACAAUACAGCCAAAGCAAUACGUCCACUAAAAGUACACCAUACUAGUUUUAAGAAUGUCAAGGUUUCUGUUUCUCAGAACUGUUAGACUGCAUUUUACAGUGUCUAAUUCUGUCUUUGCAAGCAACAGAAAAAUGCGUCAUAAUAACGGAGUUCUAGAAGGGAUGUAAUGUUUUUUUUUUUUUGUUUGUUUUUUUUUGGUACAAUGUGACCCUGCAUGUUUCCAUACAUUUUCUAUACCGCUUAGCAGUAUUUUAAAAUAUACAUAUUUAUCAAUGAAAAUAAGAAAACACAUACAUUUUUGAGGGUGGGGGGUGUUACAUUUAUUAAUUUAAGGAUGGCCCAUUUGACGCCCAACAUAACAUGUUGAAUUAAUAAAUUAAUUCUGAAUAAUAGAAACAGAUGAAAGAACAAGAGGUGCCCAACUCUUGCGGAUGAUCAGAACAAUGCCUAUGAAAUUAUGUGGCGAGUUUGUCAACAAAAAUAAAUACAAAGCAAAAAUAAAACACAAACAUAAAUAAGUAAGAACAUUCCUACUAACUGUAUGAGUUUACUGAAAUACACAUUGAAACUGAAAGUCCAUCCAAAUCAAUUGGAUAUAGAAACAACCUGUUUCUAUCAUAAAACUCUGUACAGGCAUUUUUAAUAAUUUGAUAUUUUAUAAUUCCUAACGUCGUACAACGGUUAAAUGACGAUGAUUAAUAAAAUAAGUUUCACAGAGAAAAAGCAGCAUGUUAUAUGCGACCUCAGGACUGUUUAACUUCAGAGGUUUCACUGUAGUAGUUCUCGUAGCAUGAUGGAAGAAAGAGAACUUGCUGGUGUUUUUUUUCCCUUUUUUGUUUGUUUUAAACAUUCACUUCCCGAAAACCAACUCCAAAAAUGUUGUGCCAGUGAAAGCUAUGCAAAAUUAUAAUUUGACGGCCACAGUUCCAUCAGUUAAGAGACAAACCACAAAUCCUAGACUAUGCCCAGCAAAAAAAUAAAUUAAUUAACUUUCCAAAUUGUUCGCUGUAAGCACAUUGAGAACUUUAUUUGUCACAGUGAUGAAAUAAAGACAGAGGAGAUACUUUUACAGUUCUGUACAUAAAGUACAUCAGUUCACUUACACCUUGGCUAUGUCCGGCUGCUUCAUUAUAUUCACUUACAAAUGAGUAAGUGUGACAUUUUUUACUCUUGUGAUUUAAAUGAACUUGGGAAAUAAAGCCAGUAAUGAGCAAUUGCACGACCAGAAAUAUUGCUGACAGAAAACAAGGUCAUGGAAGGAUUGUGUUAAUAAAAACUACAGACUUUGGUCAACAACCAAUAUUGCAGGACAUAUUUUCUGUGCACCAAUAUAACUUGAUGCCCUGCCUGGAUCCACAGUUUAUGACAUUUUGGACGGCAGGUCGACUACUCAGCAUAAUUAUGAUUUUAAAUUUGAUUUUUGAAAACUAUCUUUUUUUAUUAUUUGUCCGUAAAUCAUCACCUGGUCAUCUUCAUGCUUUUUAUUAUGUAUCAUUGCGAGUAUGCGUGGGGUUGGUCUCGUUCCAUCCCAGAUUUAAGAACUAACUGAUUCACCCUAUUUUCUAUUUCUUAUGGAAGCAGUUGCACAAGUUGAUUCAUGGUUUUCAUAUUUGAAGUAGAACACAACCAUUUCCUUCACGAAUUUAGCAGCACUCAAAGAAGAUGCCUCUCUUGUGUAAAUAAUGCUGGUGUUCAUCAUCUAAACUCUAGUGGCAGUAAUUCCAAAGAAAUAUUAGAACCUGGCCAAAGAUUAGUUGAGAAAAUAUAAAGCCUACACGGCACCAGCAAACCUCAUCUCCAACAUACUGUUGUCUUUCAUUUAUCACAUUCCCAUUGUGCAGUCCCAGCAUGAGAUCUGAUUUCAAACAGAGGCAGAUCACCCACAAAACUACCCUCCAGCCUUCAGUGGCUUUAAAUCCCUUCGACUGAGCUUCACGCCGUGUAUGCUGUCUGGUGAUAAACUAUCCAUCCAUCCAUCCAUCCAUUUUCUGAGCCGCUUCUCCUCACUAGGGUCGCGGGCGUGCUGGAGCCUAUCCCAGCUGUCAUCGGGCAGUAGGCGGGGUCCACCCUGAACUGGUUGCCAGCCAAUCGCAGGGCACAUACAAACAAACAACCAUUCGCACUCACAUUCACACCUACGGGUAAUUUAGAGUCGUCAAUUAACCUACCAUGCAUGUUUUUGGGAUGUGGGAGGAAACCGGAGUGCCCGGAGAAAACCCACGCAGGCACGGGGAGAACAUGCAACCUCCACACAGGAUAAACUAAUCACCUAAAUGCCCGUACCAUUUUGAUUGACUCAGUGGGGUUGUUGGGGUGAAUUUUAUCACUCCAUUUCUUUUCAGAAACCCAAUUUGGUCUGAGUUUUUGUGCCUUUUUUGUUGUGUCGUUGUGUAGAGUAACAGUGCUGAUCAUGUUUGAGUUUUUUUAAAAGUAUAUAGUGGAUGUGUUCUGA